GUGAUUAUCAUCAAAAUGGAGACUGGCAGAGGUGGAAUUGUUUUCCUGGUUUUGUCUGCGUUGUUGCUACAAACUAACUGCGCAGACACAGAGUACAAUGUAGGCAUUGGCAUCGCGGAUAUCACAGGACCCGCUGCACAAGUCAACAUGAUGGGAUAUGCCAAUCCAUCUCAAACAACAAAAGGAAUACAUCUACGUCAGUUCAGCCGGGCCUUUAUUUUUGAGGACAAAAACAAAAACACAGUUCUUUUUGUGAACCUUGAUGCUUGUAUGUUUUCGCAAGGAGUGAAACUGGAGAUCAUAAGACGCCUAAAGUCAGUCUAUGGCACCAAAUACACAGAGAGGAACGUGUGCAUCAGUGGUACACACACACACUCCGGUCCUGCGGGCUUUCAUCAGUACCUGCUGUUUAGCAUUACCUCCCUUGGCUUUGUACGCGAGUCCUUUGAUGCUCUUGUACAGGGCAUUAUCAUUAGCGUGGAAAGAGCAGAGCAGAACUUCCACCCAGCAAACCUGUAUGUAAAUUCUGGAGAGCUAUUGGACUCAAACAUCAACAGGAGUCCCUCAGCCUACUUGUUUAAUCCCCAAGAGGAGAGGGGAAAGUACCGGUAUGACACCGACAAAAAUAUGACGGUCCUGAAAAUUGUUGAUGCCGAUGGCACUCCUCUGGGAAUGAUAAGUUGGUUUGCAGUUCACUGUACGAGCAUGAACAACACCAACCACCUGAUCAGUAGCGACAACAAGGGGCUUGCAGCACUCAUGUAUGAGGCAGACAUCAACGGGAAGAACGUGCUGCCAGGAAAAGGUAGAUUUGUUGCUGCGUUUGCUCAGGCCAAUGAAGGAGACGUAUCACCCAACACCCAGGGUCCUCACUGCCUCGACACGGGGCUGCCAUGUGACUUCAACCACAGCACAUGUAAUGGCAGGAAUGAGAUGUGUAUAGCAUUUGGGCCAGGCAAGGACAUGUUUGAAAGCACUCGUAUCAUAGCAACCAACCAGUAUAAGAAGGCUAAGGAGCUGUUUGACUCUGCUACAACCAAAUUGACGGGUCCAGUUGAUUUCCGACACACCUACACUGACAUGACCAAACAAUCUCUUGAAGGGGGAAGGACCACAUGCCCAGGUGCUAUGGGUUACAGCUUUGCUGCAGGUACAACUGACGGACCUGGGGCUUUCAAUUUUGAACAGAGCAGCACCUCCCCUUCACCGGUGUGGAACUUUGUCAGCCACCUGAUUAAGAAUCCAUCAGCAGAACAGAUCAAGUGUCACCACCCUAAGCCUAUACUUUUGGACACGGGUGAGAUGGACUUCCCAUACGCAUGGGAGCCGGCCAUUGUGGACACACAGCUGCUGAGGAUAGGACAGCUGUUCUUGAUUGCAGUGCCUGCUGAGUUCACAACUAUGGCUGGACGAAGAACAAGGGAUGCUGUUGCACAGAGCCUCAUGGCUCAUGGGUUUACUGAUAAGCCCAUCCCUGUGAUUGCCGGGCUGUCCAAUGACUAUGCAGACUAUGUGACGACCUUUGAAGAAUAUCAGGAGCAAAGAUAUGAGGGAGGCUCAACAAUUUAUGGACCAAACACCCUGGAGGCAUACAUAAAUGUCUACAAGAACCUGUCCAAAGCAAUGACAAUGGGUAGCCCUGUGGCCCCAGGCCCAAACCCUCCUGACCUCAUUUCUAAGCAGAUCAGUUUUCUGCCCCCUGUGAUCCUGGACCGAGCUCCCUUCGGAAAGUCCUUUGCCGAGUGCACCCAGCAGCCUGGAGCUGUGUACAAGCAGGGGGAGAGGGUCACAGCAAAGUUUGUUGGUGCCAACCCAAGAAACAACUUAAGGCUGGAAGACACAUUCCUGAAAGUGCAGUACCAGGUGAACACCUCAAACUUUACAACGGUCUACACAGAUGCUCACUGGGAAACCAGGUUUGAAUGGGAGUCUAAGGGGUUGUUUGAGAGCGAGGUCACAGUGACCUGGGACAUUCCUCUAAACCAGGCCCCUGGCAACUAUGCCAUUCUGUACUACUGCGAUCACAAAGAACUCGGUGGCAACAUUAAUUUAGCAGAAGGGACUACGCAGUCAUUCAAGGUCGUGAACUCUGACAAAAAGUUUGCGACCUCAAAGAUGGAUCAGUAUCAGAAGAAGUUGGAACGCAAAGAGCAGCUGCUGAAGAAUCAAAAUGUGAUUUUGAAAGGAAAGAAGGGGAACUUGAAUAUUCUUUCAAAAAUAUUGAAUGCUCAAAAAGAUAGCAAUACUGUUUAACUGUUUGAUGGUUUCACACUUAGUACCUUUUUUUGUCCCCUACCGGUUUCACCAGAGGGGACGUAUGGUUUUCGCUCUGUGUGUCUGUCUGUCUGUGAGUCUGUCACACUUUUCUGGAUCCUGUGAUAACUUUAAAAGUUCUUAAUAUUUUUUCAUGACACUUAAAACAUGGAUAGAUGGCAAUAUGGACAUUAUGCAUGUCAUUUCAUUUUGUUCCUACGUUAAAAAUUAUGGUUGCUAUGGCAACAAAUAGACUAGAAAUACUGCUGAAAAUGGUCGUUUUCUCGAUCCUGUGAUAACUUUAAAAGUUCUUAAUAUUUGUUCAUGAAACUUGAAACAUGGAUAGAUGGCAAUAAGGACAUAUGCACAUCAUUUCAUUUUGUUCCUAUGUCAAAAAUUAUGGUUGCUAUGGCAACACAUAAAGAAUAAUAUAUUUCUGACAAUGGUGGAACAGGGUAGGGAACAUAUAUUGCUUGGCAAUAGUCUUGUCAUUAAAGUGUUGAGCUUGCAGAUAUUUUGCUCAGGUCAUGAUUAUUAUAUCUUUGAACAAUUGAUGUUUUGUAAUAUUCAUGUUUUUGAUUUUUUGUUGUUAACCAUUGAAAAAUAAAAUAGUGCAAUACAUGCUAAUCUUGUAUGAGCUGCUUCAUGUGAAAAUGGGUUUAUUCCAUAUGGAUCUAGCUAGCUCCAGAGCAGCAUGCGCAUCUGUGUGGUCCAUUCAGGAGCUUCCCUGUCUGCUAAUGAGACCACAAAACCAUGCUUGAUUUUAAAAAAGACAGCAUAACUUGUGACCAUAGCUUGUGAUCAGAGCUUGUGACCAGACAGCUUGUGACCAGACAGCUUGUGCAGACUGGUCUGUAGAAAGGCAUUAGACACAUUUUCACAUGGCUUCUAUGCACUGCCUGAUAAUG
Messenger RNA from Dreissena polymorpha, 3161 nucleotides. RefSeq lists its product as uncharacterized. Gene Ontology annotation, biological process: sphingosine biosynthetic process; ceramide catabolic process; long-chain fatty acid biosynthetic process. The record is from RefSeq and is a predicted model, not a curated record. The transcript is spliced from 18 exons. Gene Ontology annotation, cellular component: extracellular region. Gene Ontology annotation, molecular function: N-acylsphingosine amidohydrolase activity. Lineage: Eukaryota; Metazoa; Mollusca; Bivalvia; Myida; Dreissenidae. Bases 16 to 2253 code for a protein of 745 amino acids.